Messenger RNA from Klebsormidium nitens, 1206 nucleotides. The record is from the annotation of a GenBank genome assembly. NCBI's taxonomy places the organism in Eukaryota, Viridiplantae, Streptophyta, Klebsormidiophyceae, Klebsormidiales, Klebsormidiaceae.
CUAGGACCUAGGUAGGUGUUGGAAUCAGUGGAAGAGCCCCUUCAGGACCUUGGCCGCUCUGGACCACAAUAUACACUUCAGGACAAGCUUUUCUGGCCUUAGGCUUCAGCUCUUUAACUUUUAAGAGGACGUGCACUGGUCGUAUCAAGCUUUUCUCCAGCUUCCACUUUAAGUAUCUGGUCCAGUGUCUGUUCCGCCACCAUGCCGCAGCGGCACUCCAGGAACAACAAUGACCUCGCCAUCUUUACAUACGAGGAGAGGAGGGCGCUAGGAUAUGGCACGCAAAAAGAGAGGCUUGGGAAGGACUCUGUGAAACCCUUUGAUGCCUGCUCUUUGUGCCUCAAGACCGUGAUUGACCCCAUGUGCUGUCAGAAAGGCCACCUGUUCUGCAAAGAGUGCAUCUUUGAGUGCCUGCUGGCGCAGAAGAAGGACAUUGCAAGGCAAAAGGCCCUGUACGAGGCGCAGUUGCGAGAGGACCAAGAAGAGCAAAGGCAAAAGGAGUUGCGCGAACGGGAGGCGCAGCUGGCGGCGUUUGACCGGCAGAACAACGGGGCCCUUCCAACGGCCGGCGAGCGGCGGGCAGAGGGGGAACAAAGCGCAGGCUUUCAUGGAGCUUCGAGCAAGAAGGUGACGGACUUCGAAGCUGAGGCCGUCCGCAACAUGAAGGCGUUCUGGUUGCCGCAAUUGGCCCCCCAGGCCGAAAUUAGGGUAGAGGCGCCGCAACUAGAAACCAAGUGUCCUGUAGCCUCGGAGAAACUACGCCUCAAAGACCUUUUCGCCAUCAACUUCACACCCGACAAGCACGUCGAUGAAGGGCCGGGGGCCAAAGACCGCUUCAUUUGCCCGUCCUGUUCAUCCACGUUCACUAACACCUCUAGUUUGGUAGCGGUCUCGACGUGCGGGCAUGUGCUGUGCUCGAAGUGCGCGGCGAAGUUCGUCGAAAAAGAGAAGGCGUGCUGUGUGUGCGCUAAGCCGUGCAAGUCGAGGCAACUGGUAGCGGUAGAAAAGGGAGGGACGGGGUUCGCCGGGCAUGGGGAUGGCUUGGUAGCGACGGCAGUGAAGGCGCUGGGGGUAGGAAGCGGACUUUCAGAUGUUCGGCCAGCAACUCGUGUAACAUGAGUUUCUGUGUUUCCGAUUGAGGAUUCAUUCCUCGCCCUAGCUUGUCCUUGAUACUCCGGUCUCAAUGGAAUUCGGUGGAAAUCUGGG